This is a messenger RNA of Oncorhynchus keta (chum salmon), 6563 nucleotides long. Its product is annotated as copine-8-like. Gene Ontology annotation, cellular component: plasma membrane. Bases 161 to 1873 code for a protein of 570 amino acids. NCBI's taxonomy places the organism in Eukaryota, Metazoa, Chordata, Actinopteri, Salmoniformes, Salmonidae. The transcript is spliced from 20 exons. The record is from RefSeq and is a predicted model, not a curated record. Gene Ontology annotation, biological process: cellular response to calcium ion. Gene Ontology annotation, molecular function: calcium-dependent phospholipid binding.
CAUGACGCUGGGCUGUUAUGGGCGACGCUCCUCUUGCAGCUGGCUGAGCGACACGCCUCCCGAAGCCUCAUGCAACAGCGACCCUAAGCAGCGCACCGUUUUUAACGGUUUCUUUCUUUCAUGCGACCGAAGAAGGCCCGUUUAACGGGAGAUUUCGACGAUGAGUAGCUUCAUGAAUAUGGCGUGUAUUGGAGACUUUGACCCGUUCACCGCUGCCAUUCCCGCCACCAGAGUUGAGCUCACGGUGUCAUGUAGAAAUCUCCUGGACAGAGACACAUUCUCCAAAUCAGACCCAAUUUGUGUGCUGUAUACACAAGGAAUCGCCAACAGGGAAUGGAGAGAGUUUAGUCGGACAGAGAUGAUAAACAACACCCUGAAUCCAGACUUUGUCCGGAAAUUCACCCUGGACUAUUUCUUUGAAGAGAGACAGAAUCUACGAUUUGACCUGUACGACCUCGACUCGAAGAGCGACAACCUGUCUAAACAUGACUUCCUGGGCCAGGCAUUUUGUACCCUGGGGGAGGUGGUGGGCUCCAUGGGAAGCUGCGUGGAAAAACCUCUCAUUGGGAUUCCAGGGAAGAAGUGUGGUACCAUCAAAGUGAGAGCAGAGGAGCUGAGCAAUUGCAGGGAAUCAGUGAUGCUGCAAUUCUGUGGGAACAAGUUGGACAAGAAAGACUUCUUUGGGAAAUCGGAUCCUUUUCUGGUCUUCUACCGCAGUAACGAAGACGGAUCAUUCACUAUUUGCCAUAAGACAGAGGUGGUGAAGAACACUCUGGACCCAGUGUGGCAGGCCUUCAAGAUCCCUGUCAAGGCCCUGUGCAACGGAGACUAUGACAGGAGUAUAAAAGUGGAGGUGUAUGAUUGGGACCGAGAUGGAGGCCAUGACUUCAUUGGGGAAUUCAAUACCAGCUACAGAGAGAUGUCAAGAGGCCAGUCACAGUUUCACAGCUACGAGGUGGUCAAUCCAAAGAAGAAAGGCAAGAAGAAGAAGAAAUACCUCAACUCGGGAACAGUAACCCUUCUGUCCUGCCUGGUGGACAUGGAACUCACCUUCCUGGAUUACAUUAAAGGAGGGACUCAGAUUAGUUUCACAGUGGCAAUUGAUUUCACAGCAUCAAAUGGCAACCCCUCCCAGCCCACCUCUCUACACUACAUGAGUCCGUACCAGCUGAAUGCCUACGCCAUGGCUCUGAGAGCUGUAGGGGAGAUUAUCCAGGACUACGACAGUGACAAGAUGUUCCCUGCACUGGGCUUCGGAGCUAAACUACCCCCGGACGGACGGGUCUCGCACGAGUUCGCUCUGAAUGGGAACCCCCAGAAUCCGUACUGCAGUGGGAUAGAGGGGGUGAUGGAGGCUUACUACCAAAGCCUCAAGUCUGUUCGACUCUAUGGACCCACACAUUUCUCCCCUGUCAUUAACCACGUGGCCAGGUAUGCACAAUCAGUCAAAGAUGGCUCCCAAUACUUCAUCCUCCUUAUCAUCUCGGACGGCGUCAUCACCGACAUGGCCCAGACCAAGGAGUCCAUCGUAAACGCAGCUACUUUGCCCAUGUCAAUUAUAAUUGUCGGAGUUGGACCAGCAGAAUUUAAUGAAAUGAUUGAGCUUGAUGGAGAUGAAGAGAGGAUCUCAUCCCAAGGGAGGUUCGCCGAGAGAGACAUUGUUCAGUUUGUUCCGUUCCGUGACUACAUCGACCGCAGGGGGAACCACAUUCUGAGUAUGGCCCGUCUGGCCAAGGAGGUCCUGGCUGAGAUCCCUGACCAGUUCCUCUCCUACAUGAGAACCAGGUGCAUCAAACCAGGCCUCUGCCCCCCUGCCGACAACCCCGUCCCCGCCGUGCACCCCCUCCUCACCCGACGGGUCAGCCGAAUCUGAAGGCUAAGCCUCCUCCGGGGCCUCUUCCUUUCUUGCUUCUUCUUCCUCACUGGAGUUUGACGAUGGCGGUCCGAAGAAGCCAACAGCCAUUUCCACUCUCUUGUUGCACUUUUGUGAAUUCUGACUUCCUCUCUGCAGAAAGGACAGCAAGGCAUUUUGCUUCUAUUUAAAGUGUCCCUCAGGAAGGACUUCCCAUGAGAUGUCAGAGGCCACAGUUUACUGGUCUGACCCAGGAAGUGGGUGAGUGCCUAGAACUGACCAACCAGGAGCAGCAUCCAAUCUGUGAAGAACCGUUCAGAAAUACAUUUCUAUCUCUUAUUUCUAUGCCCUACUCUUCCUCUCAACCCCACUUUUGUCUCACCAACGGUCUCUUUCUAAAUGUUUACAAAUUUAAGGAUGAAGAGGAGGAUUUGUACUUGUGGAUAUACAGUGUAAGUCGGAAGUUUACAUACACUUAGGUUGGAGUCAUUAAAACUCGUUUUUGAACCACUUGACAAAUUUCUUGUCAACAAACUAUAGUUUUGGCAAGUCGGUUAGGACAUCUACUUUGUGUAUGACACAAGUAGUUUUUCUAACAAUUGUUUACAGACAGAUUAUUUCACUUAAAAUUCACUGUAUCACAAUUCCAUUGGGUCAAAAGUUUACAUACACUAAGUUGACUGUGCCUUUAAACUGCUUGGAAAAUUCCAGAUAAUUAUGUCAUGGCUUUAGAAGCUUCUGACAGGCUAAUUGACGUCAUUUGAGUCAAUUGGAGGUGUACCUGUGGAUGUAUUUCAAGUCCUACCUUCAAACUCAGUGCCUCUUUGCUUGACAUCAUGGGAAAAUCAAAAGAAUCAGCCAAGACCUCAGAAAAAAAAAUGUAGACCUCCACAAGUCUGGUUCAUCCUUGGGAGCAAUUUCCUAACGCCUGAAGGUACCACGUUCAUCUGUACAAACAAUAGUAUGCAAGUAUAAACACCAUGGGACCAGGCAGCCGUCAUACCUCAACUUUGGUGGAAAAGUACAAUCCCAGAACGACAGCAAAGGACCUUGUGAAGAUGCUGUAGGAAACCGGUACGAAAAUAUCUAUACCCACAGUAAAACGAGUCCUAUAUUGACAUAACCUGAAAGGCCUCUCAGCAAGCAAGAAGCCACUGCCCCAAAACCGCCAUAAAAAAGCCAGAUUUCGGGUUUGCAACUACACAUGGGGACAAAGAUUGUACUUUUUGGAGAAAUGACCUCUGUUUGGCCAUAAUGACCAUCAUUAUGUUUGGAGGAAAAAGGGGGAUGCUUGCUAGCCGAAGAACACCAUCCCAACCGUGAAGCACGGGGGUGGCAGCAUCAUGUUGUUUGGGUGCUUUACUGCAGGAGGGUCUGGUGCACUUCACAAAAUAGAUGGCAUCAUGAGGCUUGAAUAUUUUGUGGAUAUAUUGAGGCAACAUCUCAAGACAUCCGUCAGGAAGUUAAAGCUUGGUCGCAAAUGGGUCUUCAAAAUGGACAAUGACCCCAAGCCUACUUCCAAAGUUGUGGCAAAAUGGCUUAAGGACAACAAAGUCAAGGUAUUGGAGUGGCCAUCACAAAGCCCUGACCUCAAUCCCAUAGACAAUUUGUGGGCAGAACUGAAAAAGCGUGCGCGAGCAAGGAGGCCUACAAACCCGACUCAGUUACACCAUCUCUGUCAGGAGGAAUGGGCCAAAAUUCACCCAACUUAUUGUAGGAAGCUUGUGGAAGGCUAUCCGAAACGUUUGACCCAAGUUAAACAAUUUAAAGGCAAUGCUACCAAAUACUAAUAUAGCGUAUGUAAACUUCUGACCCCCUGGGAAUGUGAUGAAAGAAAUAAAAGCUGAAAUUAUUCACUCUCUACUAUUAUUCUGACAUUUCACAUUCGUAAAAUAAGUGGUGAUCCUAACUGACUUAAGACAGGGAAUUGUUACUAGGAUUAAAUGUCAGGAAUUGUGAAAACUGAGUUUAAAAUGUAUUUUGCUAAGGUGUAUGUAAACCUCCGACUUCAACUGUAUAUGUAUUUUUCUUUGUUUGUACUCCAGAUGCACUCUGUCUCUGGUUGUAGCGAAGACAAUGAUUAUGAUGAUGCUGACGACAAUUGUACAAAGAGACCCAGGAGCCACAUCCCAUGUGUGGUGGGGUUUUUUUUAAACGGAGCAUGUUCUAUAUCUAGUAGAGGGGUAUGCAUGCCGAGUGAAUCCUGCACUCAGGGCCUCCUACCCCCUUUCAGACAGGACCUUCACCAUCUAUAAUCUUCCCACUCGCUACCUUACUUGUCUGCCUGCCUUGACUCACAAGGGGACUCCCUUCCCUUCAGAGUCUGGUCCUGUCAUAUACAGCAGGGACUCAACCAGCCUUACUCUCUCUCUCUCUGCAUAACAAAUGGGUACUCUUUUCCCUACAUAGUGCACAACUUUUAGUGCACCCUAUGGGCCCUGGUCAAAAGUAAUGCAGUGUAUAGAGAGUAGAGCGUAAUUUGGGACACAGCGUCUCUCUGUCGGUUACAUUCACAUUUGCCAUUCUCAUAAGGAUUUUGGAAUAAUGGAAUCUUCAUCCGUGCCCAGGAGUCAAAAACACACAUACCAGUUAGUUACACCACUUCCACGUGUGUCCUCUGACUCGUCUUACUUUUUUCAAGUUUGAAGCCCGUGAGAUUAUGUUGUUUGUAUUUUCAGAAGGGUUCUCUCUUUUGUUUCUACCUCUCACUUUGCGUCAUGCCGCUAAACCCCGUGUAUGUAUGUUUUGGAGGCAGGAUAUUCAGUAAAAUUAUCAAGAAAUAUUUCAGUUAACCUUUUGGUUUACGACAUUGCCUUUGUCCGUCACAAAGUGAAAUUAUGUUUUACAUUUACUUUCAACAUUUUACUCGUCUAUAUUCAGAACAUAGAGUACCAGUCCCAAAUUUGGACACAGCUACUCAUUUAAGGGUUUUUCUUUAUUUUGACUAUUUCCUACAUUGUAGAAGAAUAGUGAAGACAUCAAAACUAUGAAAUAACACACAUGUAGUGUGUGUUUUUUGUAGUAACCAAAAAAGUGUUUAAAAAAUCUAGAUAUAUUUUGUAUUUGAGAUUCCUCAAAGUAUCCACCCUUUUCCUUGAUGACAGCUUUGCACACUUUUGGCAUUCUCUCAACCAGCUUCACGAGGAAUGCUUUUCAAAUAGUCUUGAAGGAGUUCCCACAUAUGCUGAGCACUUGUUGCCUGCUUUUCCUUCACUCUGCGAUCUAACUCAACCCAAACCAUCUCAAUUGGGAUGAGGUCGGGUGAAUUGUAGAGGCCAGGUCAUCUGAUGCAUUACUCCAUCACUCUUUUUCUUGGUCAAAUAGCCAUUACACAGCCUGGAGUUGUGUUGGGUCAUUGUCCUGCUGAAAACAAAUCAUAGUCCCACUAAGCACAAACCAGAUGGUAUGGCAUAUUACUGCAGAAUCCUGUGGUAGCCAUGCUGGUUAAGUGUAUUUUGAUUUGUUUAACACUUUUUGGGGUACCACAUGAUUCCAUAUGUGUUAUUUCAUUGUUUGCAUGAUUUGUUUAACACGUUUUUGAGUACCACAUGAUUCCAUAUGUGUUAUUUCAUCAUGUUUUCACUAUUAUUCUACAAUGUAGAAAAUAGUACGAAUAAAGAAAAACCCUUGAAUGAGUAGGUGUGUCCAAACUUUUGACUGGUACUGUAUUUAUUAAUGCAUUCAAAGGAGGGGCAGAGGGUAUAGGAAGGGAACAUACGAUAAAAAUGUCUUACAUUCUCCCGCUAUUGAACACGCUAUGGAAUAGUCUAGAGAUAAACAACUAUAACAGCCAGUCUUCAGCUUUAUAUCGAAAUAUCACUGCACUCCCACUUGGAUUACCAUCCAUUUCAGUCAACUUUAGAUCUAUAUUCAAGAUGUAUGAAAUUGGGGAAAUAAAGACAUUUCAGGCUAAUUUUCAUGAGUUUGCCCUCAGGAAAGGGAAAUAGAAGCUAAUCUCAGAGUAUAUCCGGCCGACGAGUGGGGAAUCCCAUUUAACACACAGUGAACAAUGGCAGGAUUUCAAAGUGGGCUUUGUGAGGGUGGGUUUGUCACUUGCGCUCGCACACUGCUGUAUGUGUGAAACCAAAUAGACUGUCUCAUCAAGUCUAUGAAAAUGUGAGUAUAAAAAACAAUAUAGAGCAUUUAUUGGAACAGAACACUAAAAGUGUUCGCAUGGCGAACCAACAAACCACACACUUCCUGUGGAUAAAAAACGGCUUAAAUGAAGAAUACACGGCCUCCUCCCGCAGACAAUGAUGUGAUGUGCGUCCGUUUCACUUUGCCAAGUGACUGCCCAGCUAAAACAGAACGCUCCCAUGACGUUCCCCUCUUCCUUUUUACAUAACGUUCUGGGAACCAAAAUGUGUCAGCUGACUGACUGUAACAGAACGCCUCAGAAAGCCCAUGUAUUCUUAUACACAUGACCUUUGUUUACUUAUGAUACUCCAGUGAUGUAUAAUUGAAUGCUUGUGAUAAUACUACUAUCCUACUGUUUUUACAGUAGACCAUAGCAUGCAUCAUGUUUAACAGUAGAUAAUAGCAUGCAUCAUGUUUUGCAUGGAUCAUUUUCUAUAAAGGAGAUGCACCGGUAUAUUGUAUAUUAUGACAUGAUUAUGUGUAUUCAGAAAUACUAUUCAAACAUUGCCUUAAAAUCUCACUGAACUCUUGGAAUUGUCCAAUGCCUUCAGAUAAAGUGUAUAAUGACUGAUUA